This is a messenger RNA of Austrofundulus limnaeus, 394 nucleotides long. Its product is annotated as solute carrier family 2, facilitated glucose transporter member 4. The record is from RefSeq and is a predicted model, not a curated record. Lineage: Eukaryota; Metazoa; Chordata; Actinopteri; Cyprinodontiformes; Rivulidae.
UAAAAGUUUUAACACUGAAUAAAAUGUAAAUACAAAUGUAAAUACAUACAACAUAAAAACUGUGAUGUUUUACAUCGUUUUCAAUCAUGUUUUAGUUUAAAAAAACAAAUUUAUUCAAGUUUGUUGAAGCAGGAUAAGAUAGCUGCUUUUAUCAUGUGUAAGAGGUGUGUUCGUGUGUGUGUGCGUGCGUGUGUGUGUGUGUGUGUGCAUGCAUGCGUGAGUCAGUCGAUUAGUGAGUGGACACUGUGUGAUCUUUACUGAUCAUUACCAGUCUGGGUCCAUCAUGGAGACUGGAAAGCAAAUAACAGGAACGCUGAUUGUGGCCGUGUUCACAGCUGCUCUGGGGUCCUUGCAGUUUGGAUACAGUCUAGGAGUCAUUAAUGCACCUCAGAAG